Suillus subalutaceus is the source of this 333-nucleotide messenger RNA. RefSeq lists its product as uncharacterized. Lineage: Eukaryota; Fungi; Basidiomycota; Agaricomycetes; Boletales; Suillaceae. The record is from RefSeq and is a predicted model, not a curated record. The annotation marks the transcript as partial. The transcript has a single exon.
CGAGGUGGACACAGUUCUAAUUAUUGCUCGAGGCGGUCAAGGUGUUCGGCUUCUCCACCCGCUCGGAGGCACUCUGCCUCUCCGGGGGCAGGAAGGAAGGUCAGCGGUACGCAUAAUUCCAAACCGGCUGUGCACUGGCAGGGUUUUCAAGAGAGCGCACACAGCAAUUGCUCCUCAGCAGUGUGUGCCAUAUGCCUGGGGAGUCACAGCCACAACUUUAUUGAUUGCAUGGCCGAACGACUCUGGGACAACAAGUUCCAGAUCGUUACCACUCACACCAACAGAUCACUCACCUUGCGAGGCUCCAACAAACCCUUGUGUGUCGAUUGGCAG